CAAACCUUCAGUGUUGUCAAGUUGUUGUGUCUCUGUUUGGACCUAUACUGAAUGAUCCAGUGACUAUUCCCUGUGGAAACUGUAUUACAAACAGCUGGAAUCAGGAGGAUCAGACAGGAGUCUACAGCAGCCCUCAGUGCAGACACAUCUUCACUCCAAGACCUGCUGUAUAUAAGAAAGUGAUGUUUGCCGAAUUAGUGGAGGAACUGAAUGAAAUGAGUCUCCAAACUAUUCGUCCUGCUCAACGUUACUCUGGGCCUGGAGAUGUGGAGUGUGAAGUCUGUACUAGAAGAAAAUACAAAGCUGUCAAAUCCUGUCUGGAGUGUCUGAAUUCUAACUGUUAAAAUCACCUUGAUCAACAUUUUUUUUUCUUUAGGUUAAUAGGUACAAUCUGAUGGAUCCAACUAGAGUCAAUGAGAUGAUCUGCCCAAGACAUCUACAAACUCUGGAAGUUUACUGCCGUACAGACCAGAAGUGCAUUUGUUAUCCAUGUAUGAUGGACGAACAUAGAAAUCAUGAAAUUGUAACAAUUGAAGAAGAAAUAAUUGAGAAACAGAGGCAUUUGAGAGAGACACAAUGGAAAGUUCAGCAGAGAAUCCAGGAGAGAGAGAAUGAGCUUCAGGAGCUGAGAGGAGCUAUAAGGUCUCAUAAGAGAUCUGCACAGACAGCAGCGGAAAACAGUGUGAGGUUCUUUAAUGAGCUGAUCUGCUCCAUUGAGAGACGUCGCUCUGAGGUGACACAGCUGAUCAGAGAUCAGGAAAACACUGCAGUGAAUCAAGCUGAAGGACUUAUUAAGCAACUAGAGGACGAGAUUUCAAAUCUGAGGAGGAGAAAUGAUGAGCUUCAGCAGCUUUCAUAUACAAGCAAUCGCAUCCAAUUCCUGCAGAGUUUCCAGUUUCUGUCUGCAGCUCCUGAAUCUAAAGUCUCACACAACAUUACUGACAGCUCUCAGCUCUCUUUUGAUGAUGUGGGAAAAUCUUUCUCUGAGCUGAAAGAAAAAAUAGAGAAUUUAUAUUCAGAAGAAAUAGAAAAGAUAUCUGAUAGAGUUUCAAAUAUAUCAGUUGUUCGCCCCAAUGUACCCAGGAGCAGGAAGGAGUUCUUACAAUAUUCCAGGCAGUUCACACUGGAUUCAAAUACAGUAAAUCAUAACCUCCAUCUGUCUGAUGAGAACAAAGUGGCUACUUACACUUAUACAAACCAACAGUAUCCUGAUCAUCCAGAAAGAUUUGAUUACUGUCCUCAGGUGUUGUGUAAAGAGAGUGUGACUGGGCGCUGUUACUGGGAGGUUGAGUGGAAUGGAAGUAAUGGUGUAUAUAUAUCAGUGUCAUAUAAGAGCAUCAGCAGGAAGAAUGUUGAAAAUGAGUCUUUACUUGGACAUAAUGAUCAGUCCUGUGGAGUGUACUGCUGCCCCUUCAGUCACUUCACCCCUCAAUUACCUGUAGCUGAUUUUAGAGCGGGCACUGUAAGUACAGAAUUCUAUCCCAACCUAUAUCAGGCUAUAGCUAGGAAUACAGAGUGGACAGGGGGACAGCCCAUGGGAAACCCACCUGUGCACAAUAGUCGAACAAAAAAAAUCUUUGUGUCAUCUAGUUUCUCUAGAAUAGGAGUGUUUGUGGAUCACAGUGCAGGAACCCUGUCCUUCUACAGCAUCUCUGACACAAUAAUGACCCUUAUCGACAGAGUCCAGGCCACAUUCACCCAACCUCUCUAUCCUGGGUUUUAUGUUUUUAAAGGAUCCACAGUGAAGCUGCGUCAUCACACCGAAUAGAUCAUUCAGAGAUUCUACAGAUAAUACUGUUAUAUUCAAGGUUAAAGUAACGAUUGAAAAUUAUUUUACACUUCUUAAUUAAUUUUAUUAAUCCCAGGUUGAUUUAUUAACUAUAAGACGACGUAGACAGUUAGUUUACAUUAUUUUUAUUGUUUAAAGGUGCAGUGUGUACAUUUUAGCGGCAUCUAGUGGUGAGGUUGCAAAUUGCAACCAACAGCUCAGUUCACAGCUCACCCCUUGCUUUUGAAAUGCAUAGAGAAGCUACGGUAGCCGCCACAGGACAAACAUGUACUCAUUUGAGACAACUUAGUAAAAAAUGUAGAAACAUGGCGGCACAAAAUGGCGACUUCCAUGUAAGGAGACCCUCAGUGUAUGUAGGUAAAAACAUCUCAUUCUAAGGUAAUAACAACAAUACAGUUAAUUAUGAAAGGUCUUUAUACACCACAGAUAAUAUAGUUUUGUAUAUUAUUUAGCAUUUCUGUCAAGAGAUUCUCCUAAAAAUUACACACUGCACCUUUAAUUGUAUAGUAGGUGU
Messenger RNA from Misgurnus anguillicaudatus (oriental weatherfish), 2303 nucleotides. The record is from RefSeq and is a predicted model, not a curated record. NCBI's taxonomy places the organism in Eukaryota, Metazoa, Chordata, Actinopteri, Cypriniformes, Cobitidae.